CGGAAGAAGUUAACUGUUUCUGUGUUGUGAUGAUUUCCAGAGUGGAGGAAAAGAAGACUUGACAAUUGGAUUUCUCAGUGUCAGUGUUUCUGUUGUACUUCGUAUUUUACAAGUUAAAGAAAUUCAUCAAAAAGUCUGAAUCAGUCAUUGGGAAUCAUCUAAAAAUGUUCAGCUUUGAGGGAGAUUUCAAAACACGACCCAAGGUGUCAUUGGGAGGAGCGAGUAAAAAGGAAGAAAAAGCCUCCUUGUUGCAUCGUACACAAGAAGAAAGACGGAAAAGAGAGGAAGAAAGAAAAAGGCUGAAAAACGCAAUCAUCAUUCAGUCCUACAUACGUGGCUACCAAGACCUAAAGCAACAGUAUGCCUUUCAGAGAGCUAAGUUUGAUGAGUCUGUCAGUCAGUCCCAGGCAGAGGGAACGCAGCACGUCAUGGCUGCCUCUACUCUAUGCCUCCUAUCGAGACGACUUAUAUUUUUCUACAGACAGAGUGUGGACGCACAUAGAUUGAUAUGGUUAUGCCAGAACCUGGUGAAACACAACAGUCAGUUCGUGAAGCUGUUGAACAGUCCCCAGAAACAGACGUGUGUAUUUCAGAUCAAAAGAAUCCUGGGAUUCUGCUGCAGACUCCUGCAAAACUGCCCAGAUGACAGUUUAAAUGUUGCUGUUCCCAUGCGGAUGUUAGAAAUCUUUUCUUCAGAGAGAACUUAUCUUCUUGUUAUUCCAGAUGCUAACAAUGUAGCUUCGUUACUUGAGCAGAUUUUGCACUAUAUGGUACAAAAAGGAUACUACAAGUCGCUGUACAGUCUUGUAAAUCACAGACUGCCCUCCAGUCUGGAGUACAGCGAUGCUCCCUCUAUUCCUCUGGCAAGCACACUGUUGGAGCACAUCCUCAAACCUUUGCACUUUACUUACUCCUCCUGCACAACAGGCGCAAGGCAGUUUGUAUUUGCGGCGUUUACCGAGGAGUUCAUCUCUGCGCCGUUCACCGAGCAGAUCUUUCACUUUUUUAUCCCGGCGCUGUCGGACCGUCGUCUCUCGUUCCCGUUCGAGGCCUUCCUGAGCUCCCUGAAGGUCACCAUCGACUCUUUCUCGGCAGCACAAAGCCAGGCGCCGUGGCUCUUCUACUUUGUCCUCUCUGCAGGAGAGAACUGCUUAGGCUCGCUGUCAGAGGAGGGACACCUGCUCUACCUUCGGGCUCUGGAGGCUCUACUGCCGCUGCUUCCGGUGUCGGAAAGCACCAGCCGGCCGGAAGUGAACAGUGAUUCAGAGGAUGAUGACGAUGGUGACAUGCACCCUACACCCAUGCAGGACAACAGCCGCAUUUCUGUGCAGCUGAUAACGGAGGAAUGCAUCCACAAGCUGGACACGAAACAGCAGACUAACGCCCUGCUGAACCUGGUUUGGAGGGACUCGGCCAGCGAGGAGGUCUUCACCAUGAUGGCAUCCAUUUGUCACACGCUCAUGGUGCAGCAUCGACUCAUGGUGCCAAAAGUCAGACUCCUGUACAGCUUAGCUUUCAAUGCACGAUUCCUGAGGCAUCUGUGGCACCUGAUAACCUCCAUGACAACUAAAAUGAUUACCGGCUCCAUGGUGCCGCUGCUCCAGCUGAUCUCUCGGGGUUCCCCCAUGUCAUUCGAAGAUUCGAACCGGAUCAUUCCCCUCUUUUACCUCUUCAGCUCUCUCUUCAGUCACUCGCUUAUCUCUGUGCAUGACAGCGAGUUCUUUGGGCAUGAAAUGGAAGGUCAGAUACAGUCCUCCAUGAUGCCCUUCACUCUGUCUGAGCUGGUGACUUUGUCCUGCUGCCUGAGAGACGCAUGCCUGGGAAUCAUCAAGCUGGCCUACCCCGAGACUAAAGCAGAGCACAGGGAGGAGUACAUGGCCGCCUUCCGCAGCGUGGGCGUCAAGACGAACACCGAGGUCCAGCGGCGCAUCCAGGCCGAGCAGAAGCGCUGGGUGCAGCUCUUCAAGGUCAUCACUAACUUGGUGAAGAUGCUGAAAGCUCGUGACAUCAGACGACCUUUCUGUCCAGUGGGUCACUGGCUGUCUGAGGAGGUCAACAUCCGGGCCGAUAAGGUCACCCAGCUUUAUGUCCCAUCAGCAAGACACGUGUGGAGAACAAGAAGGAUGGGGCGCAUUGGGCCUCUUCAGUCUACGCUUGAUGUUGGUUUUGAGCCUCCGCAGCUCUCUGUGUCUGAAGAGAGACACCUGGCCAUCCUCACAGAGUUGCCUUUUGUUGUUCCAUUUGAGGAGCGAGUCAAGAUCUUCCAGAGGUUGAUCUCUGUGGACAAACGUGACGUGCAGGGGGAUGGGCCGUUCCCCGACGGCAUCAAUGUCACCAUCAGACGCAACUACAUCUACGAAGACGCCUACGAUAAACUCUCCCCAGAAAACGAACCGGACCUUAAGAAGAGGAUUCGAGUCCACCUUCUCAACGCUCACGGUCUGGAUGAGGCAGGCAUCGACGGAGGCGGCAUCUUUCGCGAGUUCCUCAACGAGCUUCUCAAAUCGGGCUUCAAUCCCAACCAGGGCUUUUUCAAAACCACCAACGAGGGUUUGUUGUAUCCGAAUCCUGCUGCAGAGAUGCUGGUGGGCGACUCCUUCACAAGACACUACUACUUCCUGGGCAGGAUCCUUGGAAAGGCUCUCUACGAGAACAUGCUGGUGGAAUUGCCCUUCGCCAGCUUCUUCCUGUCCAAACUUCUGGGAACCAGUGCAGACGUGGACAUCCAUCACCUUGCCUCUUUAGACCCUGAGAUGUAUCGCAACCUGCUGUUCCUCAAGAGCUACGAGGGCGAUGUGGAAGAACUGGGUCUCAACUUCACUGUGGUCAACAACGACCUGGGAGAAGCUCAGGUGGUUGAACUGAAGCCAGGAGGAAAAGAUAUCCCAGUGACAACAGCCAACCGGAUAGCUUACAUCCAUUUAGUGGCUGACUACAGGCUCAACAAACAGAUCAGGCCUCACUGCCUGGCCUUCAGACAGGGUCUGGCCAAUGUGGUCAACCUUGAGUGGCUGCGCAUGUUUGAUCAGCAGGAAAUCCAGGUGCUGAUAUCUGGGGCUCAUGUUCCGAUUUGUCUCGAUGAUCUGAAAAACUUCACAAACUAUUCAGGUGGAUACUCUGCUAACCACCCUGUUAUUCAGAUCUUCUGGGAAGUGGUUGAAGGAUUUACAGAUGAAGAAAAGCGCAAACUGUUAAAGUUUGUCACCAGCUGCUCCAGACCUCCGCUGCUAGGCUUUAAGGAGCUUUAUCCAGCCUUCUGCAUUCACAACGGUGGGAGUGACCUGGAGCGCCUGCCUACAGCCAGCACCUGCAUGAACCUGCUCAAGCUCCCAGAGUUCUGCGACCAACACCUGAUGAGGAGCAAGCUGCUAUACGCCAUCGAGUCGAGCGCCGGGUUCGAGCUCAGCUGAGCCGGGACAAAAAGUUUGUUCGUUUCAGCGCCGGCGGACCCGACGCCACUGAGGUGGCUUUAGAGUAAAAGACUCUAAAUAGAAGAGAGAAGGCAAAAAAAAAA
This is a messenger RNA of Poecilia latipinna (sailfin molly), 3514 nucleotides long. RefSeq names its product ubiquitin protein ligase E3C (gene ube3c). Gene Ontology annotation, molecular function: ubiquitin protein ligase activity. NCBI's taxonomy places the organism in Eukaryota, Metazoa, Chordata, Actinopteri, Cyprinodontiformes, Poeciliidae. Gene Ontology annotation, biological process: ubiquitin-dependent protein catabolic process; protein polyubiquitination. Bases 165 to 3410 code for a protein of 1081 amino acids. The transcript is spliced from 24 exons. The record is from RefSeq and is a predicted model, not a curated record.